AUGGCAAAUGACACAUCAGUGCAUGAGUUCGUUCUUCUGGGCUUCCCAACUCUUCGGCGGUGGCACCUGUCACUGUUUGUACUCAUCCUUGUCAUAUACAUUCUCACCUUGGCAGGGAACGGCCUCAUCAUCAUCAUCGUGAGAGUCAGCAAGCAACUCCAGACCCCAAUGUAUUUUUUCCUGAGCAAUCUGUCUUUCCUUGAGAUCUGGUACACAACCACUGUCAUCCCUAAAAUGCUGGAGACCUUCUUGAUAGCCAGGACCACUAUCUGCCUCCAUUGUUGCGUGGUACAGUCCUUCUUCCACUUCUUCCUUGGCAUCACUGAAUUUCUCAUCCUCUCCAUCAUGUCCUUUGAUAGAUACAUUGCCAUAUGCAAACCUUUACAUUACACCACAAUUAUGACCAAAAACCUCUGCUUACUGUUGACACUGGGUUCCUGGUCACUGGGAUUUGUAGUUAUCUUCAGUCAGGCAGCUUUGAUACUGAAAUUGCCAUUUUGUGCUGGCAACACAAUUGACCAUUACUACUGCGACGUUGGCCCCAUUUUGAAAUUGGCCUGUGGAGACACCAGCCUCAUUGAAUUCCUUGGUUUGUUGGGGACAGCCAGCAUAAUCCCAAGUUCCUUUCUCUUCACUGUGGUCUCCUACAUCUACAUCAUCUCAACCAUUUUGAGGAUUCCUUCCAGCAAGGGACGACAGAAAGCCUUCUCCACUUGUGCUUCCCAUCUCACGGUGGUCACCAUAUUUUAUGGAGCUGUUCUCUUCAUGUACUUGAAGCCCACGGCACACUCCUCUGUCCACAGCAACAAAGUGGUCUCUGUUCUCAACACGGUAUUAACCCCAUUGCUGAACCCUUUCAUAUACACCAUACGGAAUAAAGAGGUGAAAUCUGCCUUGUGGAAAGCUAUAACAAAGUGA
This is a messenger RNA of Podarcis muralis (Common wall lizard), 918 nucleotides long. Its product is annotated as olfactory receptor 6X1-like. The record is from RefSeq and is a predicted model, not a curated record. Gene Ontology annotation, molecular function: olfactory receptor activity; G protein-coupled receptor activity. NCBI's taxonomy places the organism in Eukaryota, Metazoa, Chordata, Lepidosauria, Squamata, Lacertidae. Gene Ontology annotation, biological process: G protein-coupled receptor signaling pathway. Gene Ontology annotation, cellular component: membrane.